AUGAAAACACUAUUAGUGAACAAACUCACAGAGCAGAAAAAACAUAUACAAAAUCUUCAAGCUAGUAAUAGAAGACAGGGCUUUCAACUAAGGCCAGAUAAUAGAGAUGACAUCUUAAUAAUACCUAAGUCAAAAAAACAAGCAUUCAAACAUACCCAAAAGGUUUAUAAAAGACUAGAAUAUCUGGAGUUCAUAAUAAACAAAAAGAAAUCAUACAAUGGAUUUAUCAAGAAUAAUGGAGUUUUUAGAGUUCAGCAUAAACUCAGCAGAGAUGACAUUUAUGAUACCACAAAAGAAGAUAAAAGAUAUUCUGAGAGAAUGCCAAAAAGUGAAUACUAUGAAGAAUGGACUAGUAUAUCUCUCAAAAGAAAGCAAGUACCAAUUAGAUAUAUGAAUAAAGAACCUAGCAGACUGGAACAAAUAAAAAGAAGAUCAGCUGACUCAAGACUACAUAAAUCUGUUAGAAUUAAGAGCAGUGAAGAAAGCAUUGAAGAAAUGGAAACAUAUCAGGAAUCAGACUGUUCUGGCAGUAGUGAUGAACACUCUGCAUGUUUUAUAGAGAGGCUAGAAUAUUUGGACCAAUCCUUCAUAGAUACUACUGACCAGAGUGUUAAACAAG
Messenger RNA from Cetraspora pellucida, 619 nucleotides. NCBI's taxonomy places the organism in Eukaryota, Fungi, Glomeromycota, Glomeromycetes, Diversisporales, Gigasporaceae. The record is from the annotation of a GenBank genome assembly.